Exophiala mesophila is the source of this 2583-nucleotide messenger RNA. RefSeq lists its product as uncharacterized. Gene Ontology annotation, biological process: pseudouridine synthesis; ribosome biogenesis; box H/ACA snoRNP assembly. Gene Ontology annotation, cellular component: sno(s)RNA-containing ribonucleoprotein complex. The transcript has a single exon. Gene Ontology annotation, molecular function: RNA binding. The coding region runs from base 61 to 2328 and encodes 755 amino acids. Lineage: Eukaryota; Fungi; Ascomycota; Eurotiomycetes; Chaetothyriales; Herpotrichiellaceae. The record is from RefSeq and is a predicted model, not a curated record.
GUUCACUGCCAUGUAGCAAUGUUACCUGUGUUCAAGGCCCAAGCCUCUUUUUCGUAAACGAUGGCUGCACCAAAUUCCCUCCUCGACGCCUUGAUGGUGGAGGUUGAGGCCCAAGCUGAAUCUCAAACUCAGUCGGCAGCCCAACCUCAACCCGCUCACCUCGAACACGACACCGAGUCUCUGAAUAACCCUCCUGCUCAGUCUGCACCCGUUGAGGUCGAACCGCAAGAUGAUUCUGAAGUCACUUCCACCAUAGUGCCUCCGUCACUCGACGAGAAGGCUACUGAGCCGAGCCCUACGAUCGCCAUUCCCGGUUUAAUGGCCGAGAAUUUAGUUGCCAAUAACCCGGGUUCAGUUAUGGACACGAUGCCUUCGGGGCAUGAAGAAAUUGCAGCAACGGAAGAACAGAACCUGCAACAAGAACCUGAUACAAACCCACUCGCUGCCGACCAAAAUAAUUCCUCAAGCCACGACAACGUCCAGGCCGCCGACAUUGAGCAAGGCGCGCCGCUGUUUCCAUCCUCGCACGAUUUAGAUGUCCCGACAACGGGAUCCUCUUCAGACGAAGAGAAGAAGGGCACAUAUCCUCCUCCUGCCGAAGCUUCUCAGACGGGUGAAGCAUCCGAAAGCACAUUGCAAGGUACUGAGGUCAUGGAAGAUGUGGAUAGCUCUACACGAACAGCAGAGGCCAACACUACCACAGUGGCUUCCAACCUAGGCAAUCAAGCCGAUGUUGAAUUUGUGAUACCACCUACCGCUCCAGAUGCAACUAUGGACAUGGCUCCAGCAGAAGGGGGGGAAGGCGCAGAAUGGGAAGUCGAUUCUUCUCCUUAUCAGAGUUCCGACUCCGACUCUUCCGACACCACGUCCUCUGAAGACGAAGACGGAGACUAUGCAAUGCUCGACCCUGAAGAAGCAGCUCGGAUUCUCAUGCAAGGUGACGGUGGAUCAGACGACGAAGGAGGUGGAUCAAAAGACAAAUCAGGUGGGACUGCUUUGCGUACUGCCAACGAGCGGUUUGAGGAAAUCAUCCCAAAGCCUGAUAUUACAAUCACCGAGGAAAUGGCAAUCGAGGAGCUGGGCCACGUGGAAUUUAUCGUGGAAAACACAGUGGUGAUCAAAGCCAAAACUUCAGGAGAGUAUCAGGUUUUGGAGACCAAUUCUCUCCUUUGUCUCAAAGACAGAACUGUACUUGGUGUGGUCGCAGACUUGAUAGGACGAGUCGAAGAACCGCGGUACACGCUUCGCUUCACCAACGACCAAGCAAUCCAGGAGGCAGGUGUCUCUGUUAUUGGGACUGAGAUCUACUAUUCCCCGCAGCAUUCGACAUUUGUCUUCACACAGCCUCUCAAGGGUGUCAAAGGUAGUGAUGCCUCGAAUUUCCACGACGAGGAAGUUGGUGAUGAUGAGAUGGAAUUUUCUGACGACGAGGCUGAGGCUGAACACAAGCGAAACCUGAAGAUGAAGAGACAGGGCCGUGCGGCAGAAAGCGGGAGAGGACGUGGAGUUAAAUCCCAACGUGGGGCGAAUCGAGGCGGUCGUGGCGGUCGAAAUGACCGUGGUCAACAGAACAAUCCUGGUGCCAACGACUUCCAUACACCAGAGAUGAAUUAUGACGAUGUGUCGAACCCCGGUGGCGGUGAUGAUGAGUACACACCUCUUCAACGGCCAUCAAAUCUCUUCGAAAUGAUGGUCAAUGGACCAUCUGCGAUGCAACAUCCUCUACCACCUCCACCUCCACCAUCUGCAUUUCCACCAAACAGGGGCGAUUUCGGUGGCCGCGGUCGAGGCUCUAAUAGAGGCGGUCGAGGACAGAGACAACAUCAUCAGAAUCGAGAUCAACGCGGAGGAAUGAACCAGAGCGGCGGACCGUCAUGGAACCAGACCAACAACAACAGAUCCUCGUCAAGUCACAACGACUAUCCAUUCCAAAACGCUUCAGUCAGUCACCCACCUCAACUAUUUCUUCCAACUACACCAUCACUUCCACCACACAGUUCGGGCUAUCAACACAUGUCGCCAUCUCCCAUCACUCCUCUACCGAAUUCAUCUUUCAACUUCACUGCUGGCUUCCAACCCCAUCAAAAUUAUCCCUAUAUGAACCCUCAAAUCCCCGGUCUCUCUGCCCCUGUUUUACAACAAAUCCAUCAACAAUUUCAACAGCAUCAACAACAGCAGCAGCAGCAGCAGCAACAUACUAAUCAAUACCCGCAGUUUCCGCCUAUGCCGCAGCAACCUCAGCAGGGGCAACCACCAAAUCAAUACCAAUAUCAGAAUCCAAAUCAGAACUCCUCACAAGAUCCCAAUCAGAAUUGGGGAAGGAGAUGAUGAUAAUGAUACAUACCUACUUAGCUCGGUGUCUUAUGUACGAGUCGGUCUUCUUGUAUUAAUAAAUAUACCCACCCACACACAGAGUCAUUUCGAUGACACAAUCAUGAGUUGCCGUUCAGUUCUGCGUGAUUGCUUUCUGGCGACUGGGCUGCUAGUCUUGAAAAAUGAGGAGUUUCAAAAUCAAAUGAAGUGAUGUCUCAAGCCGAAUGAUGCCCAGGGCCACAAGUUCUUUGAGUACCAAGGUAGUAGUGC